GCGCACCACUGAACAGCGCAACAUCUAUGCAUUACAUUUCAAUUCUGGCGGGUGCUGCUCAGCCAGGUCGAGGCGAUGCGCCUCUUUUUAUUGCUGCUACUGCUGCUGCUGCACCUGCUGUGCAGUAUAGCUCCCGGAGAAGCAUUCGUUGCGAAGGUGGCACUCUCUGCCGCCUCGAAAUCUAGACUCGGGCGGAACGAUGAUGGCACGACGAACUCCUGGUCAGCUAUUUCAGGGCGACGUCCUUCAGGGCGACGGCGACGUCCUUUUUUACCGCACGCGUUGCGGGUACGUGCCGACGAUGGGGGAGGGGACGAAACACCCGGCGAUUAUUCUACCGAGAUCCGGGCCGUGGACGAGAAGGUCGAGGCUGUCGAGGAGGAUAUACAGGCUGUCGCGCGGGAGAUCGGUUCCGUGGGGAAGAAGAUCGAGGCGGUGGAAGCUGCACUCUCUGGGGGACUUCCUUAUCUUGGGAUCGCUGACCGCGACCUCCUGCUUAAGGAAAAGGAGCAGCUCCGAAGGGAAAAGGAGCAGCUCCGGAAGAAGGAAGAACAGCUCCGGAAGGAACAGCUCCUGCUGUUGGAGAAGCUACCAGCAGCAGCUGUACCAUCCGCAGUUGUAGUAAACCCUCCGAUCAUGCGUAGGGGGGCGUAG
Molecule: messenger RNA, 654 nt
Organism: Ectocarpus sp. CCAP 1310/34
Lineage: Eukaryota; Phaeophyceae; Ectocarpales; Ectocarpaceae
Source: the annotation of a GenBank genome assembly